Fusarium coffeatum is the source of this 762-nucleotide messenger RNA. RefSeq lists its product as uncharacterized. Bases 1 to 762 code for a protein of 253 amino acids. NCBI's taxonomy places the organism in Eukaryota, Fungi, Ascomycota, Sordariomycetes, Hypocreales, Nectriaceae. The transcript has 2 exons. The record is from RefSeq and is a predicted model, not a curated record.
AUGCGCGUCGACAACCUCCUCGUCACCUCCUUAGGAGCCCUGACCUCAGCACUAAGCACCCGCCCCAAGGCUGUUGUAUACCGUGGUCCUGCAUCAUCCCCAGGCUGUCCCGAAGCUAUCGGCGCACUUCUUGAGUCUUCUCCUUCUCACUUCAAAGUCAUAUACGCUGGUCCGGAGGAAGCUGUUGACGUUACAGACGAGACACUCAAAGACGCGACUAUCUACGCUCACGGCGGUGGACCGAAUUGGGAAAAGGCAUAUCGUCAAACAAAAAAGUAUGAAAGCUUUAUCCAGAAUUUUGUUAGAAAUGGAGGUCAUUACAUGGGAUUUUGUCUCGGCGCCUAUCUCGCCGGGCCAAACGAUGGUUAUAAUCUGCUUCCUCAUGGCUUGAGAACGGACCAAGAGAUCAAAAGGCGGGGAGCUCAAGUGAAUGACGAGGAUGAUACAGUUAUUCAGGUCGACUGGGCUUUCUCAUCUGGAAAAACUGACAAGAAGCGUUGGCUUUACUUCCAGGAUGGUGUUGUCAUCAAGGGCUUUGGUGUAAAGACUCCCGGGCAGGUUCUCGGAAGAUAUUCUUCUAACGGCGACGUUGCCGCGUCAGUUACGCCUUUUGGGAAGGGAUGGGUUGGACUUGUCGGGCCGCACCCGGAGGCUGAUGAGACUUGGUAUGAGGAUGAAGAGAUUGAGAACCCAGAAGGUGUCAGAUUUGAUAUUGGACAUGACUUCGUUGAAGCGACUAUAAAUGGUGGAAAAACUUGGUGA